CGACAAGGCUAGUGCGAUGGACCCGCAGCUAGAGCUCCGUCCAGUGCAGACGACGCACGUCCACCCGCCGCCCAACCUCGCUCAAGUGUCGUCGUUCCUCGCCGGCAGCAUCUACUCGCCUUCGCCAGACGGCGUCAACCUCAACCUGCUCGUCCUCUUGCACGGCCUCGGUGACACGCCCGUUCCCUUCGCGACGCUGGGUCAGAGCCUCCAGCUCCCGCAGACGGCCGUCCUGUCGCUCAAGGCCCCAGAACGCGUUCCGUUGCUCGACGAGGAGGCCUACGCCUGGUGGGACAGCUUUGACGAGAUGGGAGAACUCAUCGCCCAUCCAAACCCAGCCGCGACGCUGCACCUCCUCGUCAAGCUCGUCGAGCACCUCACGGCGCCCGUCUCGACGUCGUCGCCAUCAUCGAGCGCGACCGCCGGCGGCGGCUGCGGGUGGAAGCCGUCGCAGAUCCACCUGUUCGGGUACGCCCAGGGCGGCACCUGUGCGGGCGAGCUCGCGCUCGCGUGGGCAAAAGCGCACCCGGUCGUCGUCGGCGGCGGCGGCGGCGCACCGACCUCCUCUUCCCCUUCCUCGACCACGACCUCCUCGUCGACGAGCGGCGCCACCGUCGCCGAGCACGGCCACCUCGGCUCGCUCGUCGCCGUCUCUGCGCCGCUCCUGUCGCACCCGACGCCGUCCCCCUCGACGCAGAGCCGCACGCGCGCGCUCGUCGUGUUCCGGCCACACGAGCAGCGCGCCGUCGGACCCUCGUCGUGGCAGCGCGGCUUUGCGCGGUGCGACGCCGUCACGCUGUCCGGCUCGAGGGGCGGCGGCGGCGGCGGCGGCGGCGGCGAGGGCAUGCUGAGGGGCAGGGACGAGUGGGUCGCCGUCAUGCGGUUCUGGAGCGAGGUGCUCGCGCGCAAGAGCGCGCUCGAGCUCGGCGGCGACGUGUUCGAGGUGACGGCGGGGGCGCCGACGCCGAGGAUCCCACCUCGUCGGCGCCAACGCCGCCUCCCGCGCACGUCGACCCAGAGCCUGCAGAGCACGGCCCAGCACGGCCCACUCGACGCGGGUCCACCUCGCCCAAGGCGUCCCACUUCGCGCCCGAAUCGCCCCCGCGCCCCCGUCGGCUUCUCCGCCCGCGACGACUCGAUGGUGCCCGCUCCGGCCACGACGGGCCCGGGCACGCCGCGCGCCACCGAGGGCGAGCCACGACGAGCUGCCGAGGACCCUGAGCUGCACAGUGCGCCGAGGCAGCUCCCGCCCGGUGCCGCGUACGCGCCCCAGCACGCGCCCGCCCCCGCCCCAAGUCGCCUCGUCGACUCGCCGGUCAACUACUCGCGCCCGCUCUCGAUCAGCCCGGCUCCCCCUCCACCGCCACACCACCAGCAGCACAGCAACAGCGCCCCUCCCGCCCUCCACACCCGCCGCAGCUUUGUCGGCCCCGCGCACCACCUCGCGUCCCCCUCGUCCUCGUCCUCGUCGACCCGCGCCCCGACGCCCGGCGCACCCUCACCCUCAACCCGCACCGCCGCCGCUUCGGGCAUGUCGCUCGCGAGCCAGUACCCGACUUUUGUCCCCGCGCCGGCCUUCUCGCCCGAGGACCGUGGCCCGUACCCGCCGAGCCCGGCACGCGACGUGCGCGAGCCGACCCAGGUCAAGGCUGACUACCUCGACUCGGCGCCCUCGUCGGCAGCGCCGGCGCCGACGCUCGCGCGGCCGCGCUCCCUCGCGGCGUUCCACGAGCCGGCCUCCUCCUCGGCGGCGGCGGCGGCGGCGGCGAGGCGGGACCUCGACAUGGCGGGCGUCGGUACGCGCGCGUCGCUCAUCCUGCCGUCCUCGUCGACGACCGCGGCCGCAUCGACGAGCGCGCCCGUCCUCCUGUCGCCCCCGUCGCGCGCGACGGGCGGCGCCCCGGCGCCCGCCCGCAGCCCGCAGCUCGUCGCCGCGUCGCCGUACGCCUCGGCGCCCUCGGCCUCUGCGGCGCUCGUCUCGCCGUCGCCCGUCGCCGGUCCCGCUCCUCCUCCUGCUGCCCCGGCGGCGUACUCGACCGCCCCGGCCCCGGGCCCGCCGCCGCCGCCGCCGCCGCCGCACCUCGUCCCGCAGCCCGAGGUGUGCGUCGAGUGCAUGAUGCGCGACCGCGACAUGGCCGACGUCGACGUGACGGGUGCGCGCGUGUGGGAGCGCGACAGCGACGCCGAGUGGGACGAGCAGGUGCGGUGGGAGGCCGACCAGGUCGAGCAGCUCGGCGGCGGCGGCGGCGGGCCGGGCAGCUACGACGUGCACGGCGGCGGCAACGGGUCGAGCGAGAGCGGCGGGGCGCUCGGCGGGCCUGGGGUGCGCCGCAGCGUGUACGAGCGCGAGAGCAGCAGUGCGCACACGGGCGUCGGGGCCGGGCCGGGCGGCAGGAGGAGGCUGGGCAAGGGGCAGCUCCUCACGAGCGGUAACCUGAAGGUGUGGACCACCAUGAACCCGCCGGCGGCCGCGCACCGGUGGCGCACGCUCCAGACGUUCCUCGCGACCCAGGCGCACUACCUCGAGCUCGACCGCCAAGCCCGCAUCCGCGAGGCGUCCGCCGCCGCCGCCGCCGUCUCGGCCUCUUCCUCGCCGCACGGCUCCUCGCCGAUCGAGCUCCUCCCGACCGCCGUCGGCGCCCCGCCGCGCAACCGCGCCUCGUCGCUCCUCUCGCCCGAGUCGCUCGCCGCCGAGAAGGCCGCGCUCGAGCACGAGGAGCGCGUCGCGCUGCGCGCCAUCAAGAGCCGCUCGAGGGCGACGCUCGCCGACGAGACCAACCUCCACCAGCACCAGCACCACCUCGCGGGCAACCAGAACUUCCGCCACUCGAGCGCGAGCUUGCUCCCGCCGCCGUCGCUCUACAACGGCGCAUCGGGCAACGGCGGCGGCGGCGGCGGCGGCGGCAACGCGAGCAGCGGGAGCAGCAUGCGCAGCUACUCGGCCGGCGACCAGCCGUGGCUCGGCCCGACCCUGCGUCGCCUCUCGAGCCCGUCGGCGGGCGCACCCGUGCCCGGCGCAGCCGGCGCGUCGCAGCUCUCGGCGUCGCCGCCCAAGAGCCCCGCGACGAGCAUGGCCUCGAGUCGGUUCGCGUUCCCCAAGUUUGCGCGCUCGUCGACCGACUUGCGCUCGCUCCCGCCGGCCGGCGGCGGCGGCGGCGGCGGCGGUGCGACGCCCCGCAGCGUGUCGCCCGCCCGCACGAGCGGCGACGGUUCGGCGCGCCGCCCUACGAGCAUGUGGUCGCGGUUCCGCCAGAGCGCGUCGGCCGCGAGCGUCCUGUCGUUUGCGCCCUCGGGCAGCAUGAUGGACAUGCACCUCGGCCUCGAGCAGGACCAGCGCGCCGGGCUCGCGGCCGCCGGCGGGCCCGGGUACGGCUCGCUCGGGCACUACGGCGCCGGCGUCGGCGCCGGGUUCGGCGGCGGCGGCGCGGCCAUGUACGCCGCGCAGCACGGCGCGGGCGCGGGCCCAGGCGCCGCAGGGUACGGGUUCGGCUCGCCGCAGCAGGCCGUGUACGACACGUACGGCGCGGCGGCCAUGAGCGACCCGGCCGUCGCGCGCCACGCCGACCGCCGCGAGCGCGAGCGCGUCCUCGCCGAGACGGCCGCCGCGAGGGAGGCGGCCGCUGCGGCUGCCGCCGCCGAGGCCGAGCACGGAGCGGGCAAGAAGAAGAAGAAGGGGCUCAAGGGCUUCUUCAACAAGCUCGCGGCGCCGGCGGGCGCGGUCGACCGCGGCGCGCCGUUCGACGCGUCGCUCGGGCCCGGGUCGCGGUACGGCGGCGCCGGCGCCGGCGCCGACGACGACGAGCUCGCGCCGCCGCCGCCGCUGUCGGCGCUCGCCAACGAGCCGCGGUACCACCUGCGGUCGGGCAGCUCGUCGAGCGUCGACUCGCUCGGGCCCUACACGCCGCCGCUCCCGCCUCAGCAGCAGUUCCGCCAGAGCUACCACAUGCCCAUGCCCGGCGGCGGGCACGCCGCCGACCGCCAGAGCAUCCUCACGCUCGGGUCGUUCACCUCGACGCGCUCGAACGGCAACGGCGGCAGCGGCGGCGGCGGCGGCAACAAGGCGGCGAGCGGUGCGGGCGCCAGGGCGUCGACGGUCCCGAGCCGCAACAGCUGGGUCGGCAGGCCUUCGCUCGACUCGGUGCGCCGCCCUGGGUCGUUUGGCGGCGGUCAGGUGCUCGGCGGCGGGCCGGGCGACGCCGAGACCGAGACCGAGGUCCUCGCCGGCGCCGUCGACGACCUCGACCUCGACCCGGAGCAGCAGCACGACGACGAGCACGAGCUCCUCCAGCCGCCGCCGCAGCCUCGGUCGCAAAAGUCGCUCCCGCUCCUCCCGUCCGAGGCGACCAACCGCGGCGGCUCGCCCUCGCCUCACGGCGCCUCGCCGUACGACCCGUACCACGCCGCCCACGCCGCCGACGUCGCGCCGCGAGCCGGCCCGCCGGCAAGCUUCGACGCCCCUCUCGCCUCGGCCGGCCCGUACGGCAACUACGGCGCGUCGCGCUCGGCGUACACGCUCGGCUCGAGCCCGGCCGCCGACUCGCGUGCGUCGCUCGCGCAAGAGUUCGGCCUCGUCGGCGGCGACCGCGAGCAGGACGAGCAGCAGCAGCAGCACACGGUGCGCAAGUCGCGCAGUCGGCCCAAGGUCUUCUCGCUGUCGUUCGGCUCGAACGGCGGCAAGAAGAGCCAGCACCGCCAGUCGAGCGCCGAGGUGGGCCUGGCGACGCCGCCGCCGCCGCCGUUGCCGAGUGCGGCUCGCGGGGCGUCGCUCGACUCGCCGAGCGUCAUGCGGUACGCCGAGCCGUACGACGGGCGGCCGCCGGCCGAGGCGCUCGUGGGAGGGAUGCGCUAGGCGCGCGACGACGGCGCGCAGGUCGAGUCGUCUCGAGGUCGCCCUCUCUCUCUCUCUCUCUCCC
Molecule: messenger RNA, 4913 nt
Organism: Rhodotorula graminis WP1
Lineage: Eukaryota; Fungi; Basidiomycota; Microbotryomycetes; Sporidiobolales; Sporidiobolaceae
Exons: 6
Coding region: 17-4849 (1610 amino acids)
Molecular function (GO): hydrolase activity
Source: RefSeq, a predicted model, not a curated record